Adineta ricciae is the source of this 2613-nucleotide messenger RNA. Lineage: Eukaryota; Metazoa; Rotifera; Eurotatoria; Adinetida; Adinetidae. The record is from the annotation of a GenBank genome assembly.
AUGUGUGAAGAGACCAAACAAUAUCUUUGGGCUUUACAAGAUACUCUUGGACGUGGAGCAACAUCUCAAGUUUAUAAAGCAUACAACAAGUCAACGGGCGAAGUCGUUGCAGCUAAGGUUUAUCAAGUUUCAUCGAGCUCUCGUUCAACACCAGGCGAUGGAAGAGGAGCUCAAAAUCGAGAUUAUCGGCCAAUUUUAGAACGCGAGCUAGAAAUACUCAAAGCAGCUGAUCAUGAAAAUAUCAUCCGAUACAUUGCUCUAGAACCAGUCAUAUCAUCCGAUGCUCCUCAAUCGUUGGAUAAUCGAGAAGCUCUAUUGAUUGAGUACUGUAACGGUGGAAGUUUGAAUAACGUUCUUGAAUUACCGGAAAAUCGUUAUGGAUUGAUUGAAGAUGACUUCAUGUUACUCUUUCGGCAAUUGACUAACGCAUUAAGAUAUUUACAUGAUAAAAAAACCAUUCACCGAGAUAUUAAACCUGAUAACAUCAUGCUAUCGAUAAAUAUCAAUGGUGAACGAACAUAUAAAUUAGCUGAUUUAGGCGUGGCAAGACUUAUCAAUGACGGUGAAAAUGCUUUCACCUCGUUGGUUGGGACGGAAGAAUAUAUUCAUCCAGUAUUGUACGGCGCUGCUGUACAUGACAAUAAAACUGAUGUGUUACGAACUGCUUUGCAAACGCGUGUCGAGUUUCCAUUUGAAGUCGAUCUCUGGUCACUAGGUGUGACACUGUAUCAAUGUGCCACAGGGGAUUUACCAUUUCAACCAUUUGCUGGUACACGAAAAGAUCGUGCUGGCAUGAAACGUAUUCUAGAAACGAAACCACCAGGAUGCAUUUCGGGGAUCGAAAAUACAUCUGGUGGAAAGAUUCAAUGGUCCAAAUCCCUACCUGAAUCAUGCCGUUUAUCCAAAAACCUUAAGCAACGAUUGGAAGCUCUCUUACAACGUUUGCUCGAAUCGAAUAGCGAAAAGUUGAUGACAUUUCGAGAAUUUUUUGAAGAAACAGAUCGAAUCUUUCAUUUGAUGCCGAUCUAUUACUUGAAUUUAAAGCGUUUUAUAUUAACAUGUCAUUAUUUCAAUCCAUCACAACCAAUAACAAACCUAUACGAUGAAUUACAAAAACAAAACAACGAUGAAAGUCAUGGAGAUUACUUUUGUCUGUUUCAAAAUGUACCAUAUCCAAUAUCGAAGUCGAAUCCAAUGUCUGUCAAAGUCUUCUGCGAACAAUUACCGAUACCAACAUCACGUGAAAAUCCGCUCGUAUUUUACACAUUUUCACCAAUGAAAUCGAGCCCGUCGUAUAUUCCGCAAAUUCAUAUUCCAACCUUGAAACCGAUUCGACAAGUCAAUGAUGUGGCUGCAGCCUACGAUUGGAGUAAAGACACAGUUGGCUUAUUCUUUUAUGUUAAAAAUCAACUAAAUGAUUAUCAACGCAUUUUGCAAACAGCUCAGUGUUCAACAACGAUAAUGCAGCAACAUCUGAAAUCGAAUCUGUUGGAAUUUUUGUGUACAAUUCGGUCGAAACUGAUUGUUUUUCGUGCAAUAGAAGAAUUGAAAAAUAUUCUCGAUCAAAUCGAUAGUAGUACAAGUAGCCAAUCAUCAUCGUCGUCAUCGAACAACGUUUCAAUGACAUCUCUCAAUGGAAAUAAUCCAUCAGGACGACCACCAUCGACCAGUGGAGAAGCACCGUCCAUUGGAUUUUCCCAUCUAUUGAGUAACACAGCAUCAUCAAGUGAAAAUAGUUUGUCACCAGUUACGUCGCAUCGAUCAACCGGUGCAUCACCAAUGCAGUUAAUUCAACAAAGUAUUCGCAUUUAUCUUCGCUCGUAUCUGCAACCGUAUGAACAAUUAAAAAAAUGUGAACAAGAUAUCAUAGAAAUGAUUGAAAGAGAAUUCAGUGGACAAUUAGGUGUGCCAAAUGACCAAAAACCGUUUGUCAAUACUCUUUGGAUAUCGCAAUGUACGAAAAUGUAUGCGUCAUGGAUUCAUCGAGCUGAUAAGUUUUUGAAGGAUCUUAUGGAUCUUCAUGAAAGUUUUCGGAAAGAUCGGUUGUUAAGCACGUACAAUCGUUUACAAAGCGACUCUCACUUUCGUCGUCGAAAGAAUCUCGAAGAAUUACAUGGAAACUACGUGUCAUUCGCAUCGAAAGAAUGCUAUCCGAAUUUAAUCCGAGGUUUCAACGAUUAUAAUGAAUGGAUCAAACAACGCUCGAGUUUAAUUCAUGAAUUUCAAGCAAUUCAGCAAUCCUACGGAAAACAAUGUGAUGAUAUUAUGAAUUAUGUCGACAUGAUUGAUGAUCUUCGCACAGUUGUUUAUAAGAACAUUCGCGAUUUAGGUGUGCCGACUGCAACAACAGCAACGCCCAUGGCAACCAAUGAUAAUAUUCAAGUGCCGUCACCAGCAGCAAUUCGUGCACAUCCCUAUCAAAUGGCUGAAGAUGAUAGUUCUCAUCUUCCUGACGACGAUGAAGAAGAAGCCGACAAUAAAUCGGGUAGUAACAAAACAAUGAUGACGAAAAUUCGCGGUACAACAAAAAAAACUAUUCAGCAAGCUGAAGAGGGCUUUAUCAAACUAGAUAAUGUCAUCCGACAACUUCGUACUAGCAUACACAAAAAAUAA